GGAAGUUAUUGAGCUAUUUUUAUUUUCUGCGCUCAGGCUGACGUAAGUAACCGGAAGUGAAAUUUCAGUGACGCAAUCCGGUGUGACAAGAAAAUAAGUGCAUACAUUACUUUUUGCCUAGUCAUGUUUACGAUGCUUUCACUUUAAAGCAAAAUGGCUGACAGCAUGAACGAAACUCUGGCUGAUUCUUCAGCCAGCGGAAUAGAAAGGAACUUGGAGAAAUUGACCCUAGAAGAGGAGCAAAACACAGCAAGAGACGAAACACCCGAGCCGAAAAGUUACAGCAGCGAUACGAGAUCGAGAGAAGAAGUAAGAAAAAAGCUCUUCGCUGAUGGCGACAAAACGCCAAAGUGGCAAGAUGGGGAAUGGCUAGAGAGCCAUCCAUGGCAAGACAAGACACCAAGUUGCCAAGAAACAAUGGAUACGACCAUCAACGUGUCGAAAGUGUACACUGUGUCACAAGACUGGCAAGAUGGUGCAAACGUUGAUCUCAAAGAGAUCUAUUCCAAGCUUUCGACAUUUAUUAAUAAAAUGAAAGGACGAUCGAUUCGCCAGGAGCUGGAAGAUAUAUUACAAAUCGAUGGAAACUCACUUAAAUUAGACACAAAUUCAACAUUGCUGAAGGCGAUUAAUUUUGAAAAGGUGAAGCGCACCCCACAUUUGCUUGAAAUAACUCAAAAGCAAGAUAAUGUUCCACCAAAAGACAAGCCAUCUUAUCGUCAACCGGGUAAAAAUAACAACUUCAAGGCUUUUUCUUUAGAAAAACCACAUCAGCCAUCGCAAAAAAACUCAUGGUUCCUCGACUGCGAAUACAUGCUAAAGAUGAAUCUGCCUGAUGACUCAUUAAAGUGGUUUAAAAAUGACGAUCAGCAAGGAAAACGCAUAAAAAAAAUUAAUCCUGAAAAGGAGAAUAAAAGAUGGAUUUUUAUACCAUCUUUCCGCCGCGCCAAGAUUGCCUUGUUAGAUUGGCCCCAAGAUAACAUCGUGACUCAAGAAUCCACCAUCAGAAUACUGGUAGUGAGACCUUCAGAGUUUGAAGAGUACGUGUCUUGCUGCGGGCACGAGUUCCCUAUUAUAUGCCUUCCACAAGAUGAAAUCGGAGCAGGCUAUCCACGAUACUGGAUCCAGAAAAUUGCUCUGCGCUUGAAGCUGCAGUUCAUCUGGAUGACUGAUGACAGCGUGGAGUGCUUCUACGAGUAUCAUCCCGAACAGAAGCCACUGGGUUCCUACGCAGCAGACAGACGAAGAAAAUUCGGCCUUGUGUUCGAGCGUAUUGAACACUUUGUCCAAGACGCCGAUGACAAUGAAAAGCCUAUUGCAGCAAUGAGCCCGAGGCGAUGGAAUCCGCUAUGUCAACCUAAAAAGCCAUUUUCUCGUAAGCCUCCACAGGUUGCUGUCUACCUCAACCUCAGAGCACUGUCGGAAAAGAAUGUUUACUAUCGACCAGAACUUAAAACAUUUGAAGACAUGAUAUUUGGAUAUGAAUGCGAGCAGAAGGGUUUGAAAGUUUACAGGGAUAACCGCAUUCCUUUACAAGACCACCAAUGGAAGGACACCGGAGCCAGCAGCCCAUCAGUUAAAAACAUGUGAACCAAUAACGGCAGUUAAUACCGAAAUGUUCAAGAAAAUCAAAACAAACAUGUCUAAUGAAUGUGAGCUCUUGAAAGACUUGGAAACUCUUAACAAUCAUAAAACAAUACUUUGUUGUCCUACACGAGGGGAAAGGAUUGACAAUCAUUGCAAGGAAUCCCAUAGACAUGUCUACUUUAGACUAAUGAAAAGUAAAAACCGAGUUCCAUUGUAUUUUGUCAACUGCAAUAUUUGCUUGUUCAUUUACUGUAUGUAACUAGCAUCACAGUGUUAAUUACAUUGACACUGAAUUAAUGUGAUUAUUUACUGAGGUGGCAGGAUCAAAGACUUUGCACAUUCCAUUAUGAUUUUCUUUAGUUGAAAUAUGUUUCAAUUUUUUUUUAGCGUUAGCUUGCUUUGUAUACCUACUGUCAUUUACCUUCCUAACAGGCAAGUGUUUACUCAGUAAAACAAAAGGAAGCAUUCAAAAUAGAAUGUUCUUGAAGUACACGUUGAUUUCAGUGUUUUAAAGCUGUUUGCAGAUAGCUGCCAACCAAUUGCUAGUCCAAGUUUUAAAUAUUUUAGCUAGAACCCAAUUCCUCGGGAUUGGCAUAGAAAUUGUCAUGUGAUGUGAAGUUUUUAAUGACUGUAUGUAGAGUCUACAAGGAUGGGCUGAUAAAUACUUAAGAGCCUGGACCAUGGUUCCUUCCCAGAUUUCCUGCCAUGUUUUUUCUAAACCGGAGUUUUUUUCUGGCAGGAGGAUUUUUUUUGGCUUCUGUUCAAACAGAGUCUCUGUAAAUGUUACAAUUAGAGACGCUCAUAGACAUAAUAUUACGAAUUAGGAUCGAUAAACUUAAGAAGCAAUGAACACAUAGCACAGAUUGUUAAGGUUGCAUGAGCAUGCUAUAUUGGCACUUCUAAUAAAGUUAAUAAAUGCUUGCAAAAAAAGA
This is a messenger RNA of Orbicella faveolata, 2519 nucleotides long. RefSeq lists its product as uncharacterized. The record is from RefSeq and is a predicted model, not a curated record. NCBI's taxonomy places the organism in Eukaryota, Metazoa, Cnidaria, Anthozoa, Scleractinia, Merulinidae.